GUUAAAAUGAUCACUUCUCAUGAAGCCAAAGGUAUUCAGACAUACUUUGAGCAAUGUAGUAGAGGCUUUGAUGUUUUGCCAGGUAAGACUCGUCAGAUUUAACGUCCGGUAAUCAGCAGAUCAAACUUUUAAUGGCAACAAUUCGAAAGCCUUCACGCGAUGGCCAUUUUAUUGACAUCUGUCAUUAUUAGCUGUACGAAGGGACUCGACAAAAGCACUGAUUGUCUUUUUUUCGUCGAAUGCUUUCAGUCAAAUCUACUAUUGUUGUUUGUAGUUGUGUCUUGCUUGGUUCUGACAAAACUCUUAAGUGUUUUCAAGCUGUUUAUCGAUAUGUUUUGCAUUAUCCAUCAUUUCUACUCGCAUCAAAGUGAUAUCCAUGGGCCUCGUUAUAAAUGAUAUCCUUAUUUCGAAAACGUACACCCUGUUAACAUGAAGCACUUGAAAGUAGCGUGCAAAAUCAAGAAAAAGAGUCGAGUAGAAACCAAACUGGUUAAAAGGUUACUUUUACUUAUUUAUUGAAAGGUCUAAACAUGUCAACUGGUGAUGUACGCCUAUUCUGCUGGGUGUAUGAAUUUGGUCAUGAAAGUUACGGUUCAAAAAUUUUUGGUCGUGGUUGGGAAAAUAAAUUGGUUCGCAAUUUAUGAGUCGAUAAAUUAGUUCAUUAUUGUUGGUCUUCCUUAAUCAUUUUCGCCUGUAGUCUAUUUGAGGCGGCCUAGGGAAGAAACUUGCCACUCCGCGGACGAGCAAAACUAAUUAUGACUAAGCAAUGUCAUUUUCUGUAAAACACAUUGAUUCGCCAUUCCAAGUGGGUAAGCGGUUAUCUACUGGCAGUUACAUGCCGGAAGGUCACGUCGCAUAGGAAGAAGAAAGUGCAUCAAAUAAUCAUGUCUUGAAAUCUUCAUGCUCUUCAUUUGCACUGUGGGGUAUCAGACAGAAUUUUUGAAUAUGACGAUAGUUAGAAAGAAAAACGUGCCAGUUUCUUUGUCACUGGCUGUGAUAAUUAACUCAAGCCGUUCCAUAAAGUUAAUUGAGCUUAUUUAGCCAAUGUUAUAGCUCAACUGUGACAAAAACCACACAGAGGAAGUUGAACCUCUAGUUGUGCGUGUGUGUGUGCGUAUUUUUUUUAUUUUUGUUUGUUUAUUCCUUCUGUUUUCUAGGCUUUGAUUUCUAAAAAGGCGAGAUGAUUAUCAGAGGCUUUGUUUUGUUACUAUUCGUUGCAUUAAUAUCGUCUUUGGUCAAGGAACAUGGAAGAAGCGAUGGGAGUAAGCACGAAUUCGAAGGUAACUCGUUACCCUUGCUAGUAAUAUCAUCAUAAAACUCACAACAUCGUCACUGCUAUCAUCAUAAAGUCUUCGUCAUCAGGACCCUAAAGGAAAACAUAACGGUAACGGAAGUGACGUUCGUUUUUAAACAAAAGAUUUGAUAGACAGCAGAGUAGCUUUACACGAGGAUUUUACAACUUUUUCGCGAAAAAAUGGCAACCUCGGCAAAAAUCAUUCCAGGCUUUAUUUUACGAGUUAUUCUGGAGAGUAUUAUUGUUGCCGCACGAGAAUUUUAAGACUCCUAAGCAUCUCUCGAAAAUCAAGACAGUUCUAAGUUCAAUUCUCCCUGAUGACCUUGAUUUUGUCAUCGAGUUGGCUCAAUUAACUGAAAUGGAUGUAUUUUAAUUUUUCAAGACUCAGCUUUCUCAAGCAAGACCAUACCAAGGGAGAUUCACCACUGGAUCAGAUUUGACGGAGAUUGGUAUAACUGUCACUUGGAACGUAGUAUUGAUUCGCAUGGUGUGUUCUGUAGCUGCCCGUUUCUGGCAUGCACGGGAUACCCACAUUGCUUCGGCUUAAAGCAUUGUAAAAUAUCCAAGAGAUACGAUUAUUUAAACAUCAAGAAGGAAGAGUGUAAAUGCCGCAGAUUUUACUAAACGCGUGAAACAUGGAGAAAACUGUUGAAAACAGAAAGACCAAUAUGAAAUAAGUGCAG
This is a messenger RNA of Pocillopora meandrina, 1977 nucleotides long. The record is from the annotation of a GenBank genome assembly. NCBI's taxonomy places the organism in Eukaryota, Metazoa, Cnidaria, Anthozoa, Scleractinia, Pocilloporidae.